Molecule: messenger RNA, 2887 nt
Organism: Polyodon spathula (Mississippi paddlefish)
Lineage: Eukaryota; Metazoa; Chordata; Actinopteri; Acipenseriformes; Polyodontidae
Product: wiskott-Aldrich syndrome protein family member 2-like
Exons: 3
Coding region: 1-363 (120 amino acids)
Biological process (GO): actin cytoskeleton organization; positive regulation of Arp2/3 complex-mediated actin nucleation
Cellular component (GO): cytoskeleton
Molecular function (GO): Arp2/3 complex binding; protein kinase A regulatory subunit binding; actin binding
Source: RefSeq, a predicted model, not a curated record
AUGCUGGACUCCUCUGCCCUGCCUCAACGACCCCCUCCUUCCCCCUCCCCCAGGAGACCACCUCCUCCCCCUUCUGCUGGCCCCCCAGCUCCCCCUCUCUCCUCUGGCAAUAUCGGGGUCCCCCAUGCCCCCCAGCCAAGCACCCCCAAAGCCCAGGCCCCGGUCGGUGAUGCUCACAGUGACCUGCUGCAAGCUAUCCGGCAAGGGUUUAACCUGCGCAAGGUGGAGGAGCAGCGUGAGCAAGAGAAGCGUGACCACGUGGGCAACGACGUGGCUGCCAUCCUGUCCCGCCGCAUCGCUGUCGAGUGCAGCGACUCCGAGGAUGACUCCUCCGAGUUCGGGGAUGAAGACUGGUCUGACUAGCUCCCACCUCACUCAGCAGACCCCCCGCCAGCUCGCAUUGAUUAUCUGUCUGUCUGUUUUUUACCGUCUGUAAUAACAGGACAAAUCUGAGUCCUUGGAUCAUGCCAGAACCCUUACCUACUUGAGAAACCCUUAAUCACACAGUGUGAUUGUUAUCACUGUGUCAAUGCAGUGGAGGCUGCACAGUAAUACUAUCCUAGACCUUAAUACAUCCAGCAAUCCUGUAAUGAUUUAUAAUGGAGUCUGUUGCAGCCCUCUAACCCUAGAUUUGUUGGGAUGCCUGUUAUUUCUUGCAAGAGAAAAAGAGAUAGUUGAUCAAAGAGCCCUGUAAGAGAGAAAGAGAUCUGUGUUUUUACCAAAGUCAGCACCAAAGUGAAUAUACUUCACUGCAGCCAAGCAGGAUUAGUGAGGCUCUGUCAUCUGGAAUCUCCCAUCGCAGAAAGCAAUUCGUAAACAGAUUAAUAAUUGAUCUGUGAGUCUGAGGCCUCCCUGGAAUGGCAUCUCCGGUACACGGAGCCUGUUUCCCUCCCUGCUGUAAUCUGCAUGCAAAAACCAUCCGCUUCUCCUGCGCCACUUUCCUGUCCUCUAAAUAUUCAGUAGGUGGACCAUUCGUGUGGUCUGCCAGUGCGUAACACAGCAGAGUCAUCCUUCAGUACUAAUCCUGCCAGUAUAAACUGUACAGAGUGCCAAACACACCAAACUACAGAACCACAAGGUCAGGGGUGUCUGCCAAAGUGUUAAUACCUGAGACUAGAAGAAAAAAGGGUCUGCUCAGUAAAGGAUCAUCUGUGGUUCCUUAGGAAGAACGUGCAGACAUGUUUACUAAGGUGAUCCCAGUGUUGGCUGCAGUCCAGCAUGGUGUUGCCCAGACUGCAGCAAUCAGUGGUUUGGCUGAAGGGUGGGCUUUGUGGAAUGAGCCCCAAUCCAAAGCUUCCUUAUAUACAUCAUGCUUAUCCUGUCGCUUUCUAAUUAUAAUUGAGAUUUUUCUUUGUGACAUGUCAGGUGUUUUAUACAUAAUGUCUUAUUACUGCUGUCCUACUGCAGAAGGAUGGUUCUAUACAAUGUAAUAGGAACAGUCUUUUUUAAAAGGGAUUGGGUUUAUUUAUGCGAUUGUGCAGGUAGCACUUGUGUUUAGUGAAAUUGUGCCUUAAUUCUGGAGCGAGCUGUUCAGUGCCUUGGGAAGUAGGGUGUGCCUGAGACGAGAGCAGAGAGGCGGAAGGAGGUCCAAAUUCUGGGUCCAUUUCCACCCACUUCACGUUCAUGGCGUAAUAAGAGCGAAAUAUAUUUGCAGAUUGAACUAACGUGAUUGGUGGAGUAUAGAGCGAAUCAGAAUUGGCAUUAACUUGGUGUUUAAAUUAGACCUCAACCCUGGUGAAAUAUACUGCCCCCCGCUGGCAGACAGAGGUAGGGCUGGUGCUGUUCAGGCUUGCCUUCAGACACCAGAACAGUCCAGUUCCACAAAGACAAGAAGCGUAACAAAUCUGAUUAUUAGCUGCGAUCUUUGAAACUGUUACAGUUUGAGUCGGAACCAAAUCAUUUAAAAAAUAUUUUUGCAUUUUUCAUGAUGUGUAAAGGCUUCAAUUCCCAGAUUUGCCAUUCCCAUAAGUCAGUGGUUCCCAACUUCUUCCAAAGUGGUGAACUCCUUAUGUUUUUUUUUUUUAUUUGGGGAUUUUUGCCUGCAUGGGAGCAACAUGCAAACCUGUAAUUGUACUAGAACCUGUACUAGAACUGGUACUAUAGAGAUCACGAGUACUUUGUUCUUAACAAAACUCUAAGACUGCAACAGACUGAGAGAUGCACUUCUAGACACAAAGCUUGCUCUUUCCUUAUUCCCUGAUUUCACUGGAAUCCUGUUAAUGCAUAUCCUGCCGUGAUGCAGAGGAGGUGCAGGGAAAGGAGCUGACAGCAGCUGUGCAAGCAAACGCUGUCAAGUAAUCCACAAAGCCAUUCAAACUUCAUUUUUAUUCCUCUGCAUACUGCAGUUAUUGUAACCAGCCAUUACAACAUUGCAUCUAUUAGCAGAGCUAACUCAAUGGUUAGAGAAUUAAAAGCACAACAAUAAUAUCCACGCAAGGCCGUUCUCGUGUAUAAAACUUUAACGGGAAGUUCGUCCAGCCCCAAGCCUGCUGCAAAAUGCCCUCUGCAACUCGAACUCCAGCCCUCCCACUUUCCCACUUCGCAGUGUGACCAAAUCCAAUGUUUUGCCAAAAAUGAUGUUCUUUGUAACCAAGAAAUCUCUGUACAAUUCUUUUGUACUGUAGCUUUGUGUGUGUCCCUGUUCAAAGGGUGUUAUGGUGAGCUUGCUGGGGAGCCGCUGUAUCUCUAAUAUGCAGUUGCUCUCUUUGGGCGCCUCUGUCCAGUACUUCUGUCUGUUUCUAACUGGAAACAGAACGGUUUGUUAUGGAAAGGGGUUCAGCAAUCCUUCUAAAUGAACCAGUUCCUCCAGCACAGCCUAUAGAAACCAUAACACCCUUUCUUUUUCUUGUCAAUUAAUACUGUAUUAAAGUGCCUUUUUAAAUUGAAA